AUGGGCCAUUCCAAGACUACUACCGCCCAAGAUCCCAGAAUCUCUACGAAUACCGGCCCAGAAGUAUUGGACUUGGAACAGAAUCCAGGGACAGUCGAGGACAAGGAGAAAAAAUCGAAGGUUGAGGAACAGCAAACCCCUGAAGACCAACUAGAAGUUGACCCUACUGAGCCAAAGACAAAGAAGUCACUGUCCUUCAAACUUGCCUUCAUAGGCCUCGCGACGAGCUUAUUCGUCUUUCAAGUCGAUGCAACCUGCCUGGGCAUUGCCCUUCCGACUAUAUCCGGUGACUUGCAUGGCACGAGUCUAGAGUCCUUCUGGGCUAGUUUGGCCUACACUCUUUGCGGCUUGGUCAUCCAACCAAUAUGGGCCAGUAUCUCCAAUACCUUUGGUCGAAAGCCCCCCUUCUACACCUCUAUGGGGCUGUUCUUUAUCGGUUCUAUUGUAUUUGCGACUGCACAGAACAUGAAUACCAUCAUUGUCGGACGGGUCCUUCAAGGCCUCGGUGGAGGAGGAAUUGACGUUCUGGCAGAGGUCAUUCUCGCAGAUAUGACCACGCUGGAGGAACGAUCGACAUAUCUCGGCUUGAUGGCCAUUCCGUCUGCUGUUGGAAAUAUUAUGGGGCCCACUGUCGGCGCUCUCUUUUCGAACUAUGCUAGCUGGAGAUGGGUUGGAUGGAUCAAUCUUCCGUUUUUGGGAAUCGGAGCGCCAUUACUGUUCUUCUUCCUCAAGCUUCGGCCUGUACCACUCGGUGCUACGCUUGCUCCAAACUUGAAGCGCGUCGAUUGGAUUGGCACGUUGCUUGUCAUUAUCGGAGUCACGGCUUUCGUUGUGCCACUCAGCUGGGCUGGAGUUGCUGUCAUCAUCGUAUUCGUCCUCUACGAAGCUAAACCCGCGGAACCAAUUAUCCCCCAUCGGCUUUUCCACUCAAGGACAGGAAAUGUGACUUUGUUGGGAGGCUUCAUUCAUGGCAUAAUCUUGGUCUCCCUACUGCAAUACUUGCCCUUGCUUUAUCAAGCCGUGGAGCUCGAGACUGCAAUCUCAUCGGCCGUCUCUCUCCUGCCUACCAGCAUUAUCAGCGUGGUAUUUGCAGCUGUCGCAAUGCUGAUGGUGCCGCUGUUUGGAGGAUACGUCUGGCUUUUACGGCUUUCAUGGAUCAUUCUCACGAUUGGCACGGGCAUACUAGCAUUAUUGAAAGUGGGGUCUUCAUCGUCUAUGCAAUACGGGCUUCCCAUCCUCUGGGGACAAGGUGUUGCCUUACUACGUCUGAACCUUCUUCCUAUGCAAGCGAGCGUGAAGAAUGUGGACGACACAGGCCUGGCUAUUGCACAAUUUCUUUCUAUUCGUAUGUUUGGCGGUCUUGUCGGUCUUACUAUCUCUUCGGCCAUUUUCAAUAGUGUCUUUUCAACAUCUAUCAAGGAUACUGCAGUCGAACUGACAGGAGUUUUGGUGCCGUUGAACGAUGCCUCUAACGCAGUGAACUUUAUUGAUAAGUUGAGGUCACUAAAUGUCUCUCAAACGACGCUGGAUCAGGUCUUGAGAGUCUACCUGAAGUGUUUCCAGACAAUCUUCUAUACCAUGACUGGUUUGAGUGGACUGGGCUUGGUGACUUCGAUAUUUUUAGAUGAGAUUGAUUUGAAGAGCAAGAAGGGUUUGGGAAAUCAACGCUUUGAAGAUUAG
Molecule: messenger RNA, 1680 nt
Organism: Talaromyces amestolkiae
Lineage: Eukaryota; Fungi; Ascomycota; Eurotiomycetes; Eurotiales; Trichocomaceae
Exons: 3
Coding region: 1-1680 (559 amino acids)
Biological process (GO): transmembrane transport
Molecular function (GO): transmembrane transporter activity
Source: RefSeq, a predicted model, not a curated record